This is a messenger RNA of Fusarium oxysporum Fo47, 1502 nucleotides long. RefSeq lists its product as uncharacterized. Lineage: Eukaryota; Fungi; Ascomycota; Sordariomycetes; Hypocreales; Nectriaceae. The transcript has a single exon. The record is from RefSeq and is a predicted model, not a curated record. The coding region runs from base 489 to 1109 and encodes 206 amino acids.
CCCAAUAUAUAUAUUCUCCCCACCUGGUCUCAACCCUUAAACGCCUGUUCCAAGAUACUCUCAAGCCUCGGGAACGUACUGCGCACGAAAUAGUCAACAAGCUUGAGCGCAAUGUCGUUUUUCUGGCGUGGGAUUAGAUUGACCCUCCUUCAACUCUUCUUCUCUCGCCCUCUUCAACCUCACCUCCACCCCCAAUCCCUUUCUUCUAUAUCUCCUCUCUCGUCUGCAAAAAGCCAUGGCUAACCAACAAGAGGCCAUCGUCAUCGUAUCGAUGACGAUGCUCCCCAAGUUCGCCCAGUUGCUGCCAACUACCCCCGAGUUCCCCCAACCCCACAGUUGUUGACAGCAUUUACCAAGUUCCCCCGUUUGCUGGCAACGUCCCUCAAGGACUCUCGGCAUAUGACGCCGUUAAUAUAAUUCAAUGCAUCAACAAUCGCCAUCCUUCUACUAAUGUAUACUCUGAGGGAGAGAUUUGCAGAAGCGAGCUCAUGCGGUGUAUGGAUCUCGCUGAACAAGACCAAGAGGUCCAGCAAGGACUUGGAGUUCCUUACCAAGUCGAAGACUUGCGGCGUUUCUGGAGAGAAUUAUCCCGUGAUUGGAAUGCGUUCACUAGCAACGAAGAUAACAGGCACAUGCCGGCAAUCACCCUCACUGAUGCCAGAGUUCAAGUUGGCUACUUGAAGUAUGACCACCCGCAGAGCCUCCAUUACCCUGAUGCGCCCGGCGCUGCCCGAAAGCACCUAGCCUCGGUCUACAUGAGUAUCUCAACCGCAACCCGAGAUCAAAUGUUCACGACUAUAUGGAAAGGUGGAGACAGAAAGUUCAUCAGCCCUUCACAUGCAGAGCUGAACGGUGGAACAAUCGCAAGGUGCAUCAAUACUGUCAUUCAGCGGGUAGAUAGCAAUACUAAAGAACGUACCAAAGCUUACAACAUCAGACUCAUCAUCAACACCGCUCGUCGUGGAGUGAUGUGUUUCGCUCAGACCGGUACGGGCCGCGGGGCAUACCUCCCUCCGGAUACCGAACGACCAGCCCUCCUCGAAACUGCAUUUGUUAGAGAUCGUGCCAGACAGAUGGUCAGCAAUUCAGGAGCUGGGCCCGUACCUUGAUCAGCAUAGCUACUAACCCUUCUAUCGCCGCGGGUUGCACACUGGAGGAAAACACCCUGGCUCGUCUUGGUCUUGGCUGGUUCUCGCGACAAAUGUAAAUUCAUUGAUCUCCAAAAGCACCAUCUCGUCCAGGCGGCCUUUGGGGGGCGCCUGCCUGCUCUAAGGUCAUGAAUCUUCUCGGCCUCACAUACAAAGAUAUGAGGCGCCAAAGUGACGAGGAUCGAGAGCAAGGUGGCCCCGAAUUGCUUCACAAUGCUGCGAAUGACACUGUGUUCCAGAUACAGAUUCUAAUCACCCUUCUAGAGGAGUCAAGGAUACCUAGGACCUCUAUCCUAAGGGACGAAAAGGCUCAGGUAAGUUUAGUAUAUCUUAGCAGGCCUUUAGACCAGUCUA